AUGACGAACUCUUCCCGAUGGUGGUUGCGGGUGGCCGUGGUCUUCGCCAUGGCUGUACAAUCGUCACCGGUAAGCGCCGCCGCGGACGGUACCCCGCUGAGAGUGCAAGUCUUCCACUCGCCGCCGUUCACGCUGAGCCCCGGGUCGGUGGAGGAUAGAUUCUACAGCGACAUCGCCUUCCCGCGAGGCCACAUCGCCCUGAAGAGCUUGAACGCUGAGGUGGUCGACGAGGCGGGGAAACCCGUUCCCCUCUACGAGACCUACAUUCACCAUUGGUUGCUGGUGAGGUUCUACCAGCGGAAGCGCAGCGGUGCCACCAGCCCCCCGCCCGAGCCUCCCGAGUCCCUUUUUACCGGUAACGCCGCCUCUUCUUCGAACGGCCCUCCCGAGUACAUUCUCGCCGGGAACUCCGGCACCUGCGGGGGGAUUCUCCCGCAGACCUUCGGCCUCGGGUCGGAGACUCGCCGGACCGCCACCUGGGUUCCCGACCCGUACGGGAUAGAGGUCGGGAACCCGGCGGAGGUCCCCACUGGGUACGAGGAGAAGUGGAUGCUCAACGUCCACGCGAUCGACACGAGGGGCUCCGUCGACCGCCUGGGAUGCACCGAGUGCAGGUGCGAGCUCUACAACGUGACCGUCGAUGAGCGCGGCCGCCCCCUGGUGAAGGACUACGUCGGAGGCUUGGUCUGCUGCCACGAUAAGGCCCGCUGCCGCACCGGCGUAGGCUCCGGUGGCGCCCCGAGGAAGCUCUUCCUGAGGUACGAGGUGAAGUGGCUCGACUGGGCCGCCGACAUCGUCCCGGUCAAGGUCUACAUCCUCGACGUCACUGAUGAUGGGAAGAGCGGAUCAAAACCGUCGACGGACGACUUAAACUCUAAUGGCUGCCGGGUGGGUAAACCUCCGCAUCCAUUCUGAAUAUUCCGGUGAAUUCUCAUCCCUAAUGAUCCUCUCCACUCCGUCUCCCACUCCAGGUGGAGUACAUGGUCGCGCCCUGUGGUCGGGAGGCCGCAGCGGCCGGCGGCGCCUGCAUCGACAGCAAGAGGGUGGAUCUCGUUCUCCCUCGCGGAGGCGACAUCGUCUACGCCGUCGCUCACCAACACACGGGCGGAGUCGGCGUCGCCCUCUACGGCCAGGUGACUGACGUCAAAAGAUCGCCGGUAUUGGUUUUCUCUGUGCCGUCCCCUGACUGUCUCUGCCGUCGAAAUGGAUCCAGGACGGGCGGACGCUGUGCUCCUCGACGCCGAUCUAUGGCGGGGGAAAGGAGGCGGGAGAUGAAGUCGGUUACAUCGUAGGAAUGACGACCUGCUAUCCGAGCCCAGGUUCGGUGAAGGUGACCGCUGGGGAGAGGGUGGCUCUCGUCUCCAAUUACAACGCCACUGAACUGCACACUGGGGUCAUGGGUCUCUUCUACUUCCUACUUGCUGACCCGCCGGCGAGCACCGUUCGGCUCACCGUGAGAAAUCCCUCCUCCUCCCUCUCUCCCCAGACCCAGCAACUCUUUCUGGCUGCUAGCACCAGUACUCCGAGCUCUUCCCUACUAUCGCUAUCGUCGCUACCCUAAUCCUGUAUCGUGGUUCAUUUCUGCAGGGCGGCAUGCUGAACUCCAACUAUUGGUGGGUCCUCCUCGUCAUCGGCAUAACCGUGGCCUCCGCCGUCGCCGUUCUCUAUCGGCGAAGCAGAGCUAGGGAUCAACGCUACCGGUCCUUGUUAAUGUAG
Spirodela intermedia is the source of this 1716-nucleotide messenger RNA. Lineage: Eukaryota; Viridiplantae; Streptophyta; Magnoliopsida; Alismatales; Araceae. The record is from the annotation of a GenBank genome assembly.